UUUUGUUUAUAUUUACCAGCAAAUUUAAGUAUUUGAUUCAUUGUAAAAUACUGAUAUAUCGGAGUAUGGGAGACUACAAUCAACUUCGUCAAUAUGUGCAUCAGUUGAUGAACACCAAUGGAUAUACUCAUAUUCCAGAAGCUUCUAGUGAUGCUGCCAAUGUAAUAAGACAUUAUCCAGACCUUAAACCAAAAGAUGAAAUGUUCACAUUUAACAAUGGUUCAAGAAGAAAAUUAGUUCAUCUUGUUGGCACUAUUCCUGUUAGGUAUCGAGGUGCAAGUUAUAAUAUCCCUGUGGGUAUAUAUUUGAUGAACACCCAUCCACAUGCAGCUCCACUCUGUUUUGUAAAACCAACUCCCACCAUGCAAGUUAAACCAGGAAAGCAUGUUGACAUGAACGGGAGAGUAUAUUUACCGUAUUUGAAUGAAUGGAGACCAGGACAACAUGAUCUAACUGGCUUGGUACAGGUCAUGACAAUUGUGUUCGGAGAAGAACCACCUGUUGUCUCUCGGCCAACUCAAGCACCUCCUCAGAGAGCUCCAUAUCCUGGUGUUAAUCCGCCAUACCCACAACCCGGUCCUGGAUAUCCACCUCGUGGUCCACCCUCUACUACGUACCAGCCUGCUAAUCCACCUUAUCCAAUGGGAACAUCACACCCUCCCUAUCCAACCAACGCAAAUUCAGCUUAUCCACCUCACAAUGCAACCCCAUACCCUUCUUACCCAAAUGCUAUGUACCCACCUGGCCCCGCUCAACCUCCACCCGGACAAAAUACCCCUUAUCCUGCUAAUCCAGUUACUAAUAAACAAAGUCAAUUAUCAGAUGAUAUGGUGAAAGCUUCACUAAAAUCUGCAGUCAAUGAUAAGUUGAAAAGAAGAAUGCGUGAAGCACAUUCACAGGCAGAAUCUGAAAUGUCUUCCUUAAAACAAACCGAAAAGGAAUUGAAAGAUGGGCAAGUAAAAAUUCAAAGUAUUAUAGAGAAGCUUGAGUCUGAAACAGCACAGGUAGAUCGUAAUAUAAUGAUACUGGAGUCAAAAAAUAAAGAGAUUGAAGAAAAAAUUGAAGCGAUGCAGAACAAGCAAGAUGAACUAGAUGUAGAUGAAGUCGUUUUGCCAACAACUCCACUCUAUAAGCAAAUCUUGGAAUCUUUCGCAGAAGAACAAGCUCUAGAAGACACAAUAUAUUAUCUUGGUGAAGGCUUGAGAAAAGGUUCUGUUGAUUUGGAUGCUUUCCUUAAACAUGUAAGAGCACUUUCACGGCAACAAUUCACCCUUCGGGCCACUAUUAAAAAAGCUAGAACAACUGCUGGUCUUGCGGUUGUGUGAAUCUUCAAUAUAACUUCUAAAUUGUAUAAUAGUAAUUAUUUAAUAAUGGAGUGAAACUAAUAACUCUUAAAUAUAAAGUAGUUUUAAUCUGUACAAUUUUGAAUGUUGUCCUGUUUGGAUACUGUUUCUAAAACAUGUUCACUUAGAAUGUGUAGGAAAGUGCUUUUUUGCCAUGAUUUUUUGAACGCGAUCAUCACUUCAGUGGUGCAACUGUGCACAAUUAAUGUGCAUCUUGCUACAAAUGCCUCCAUCAUAAGUAUUGUCUUGUAACUGCCAAAAUCAUCAGCUCAACUAUACAAUGCAGUCAAUUCAUGUGACAAUCUAUUAGAAAUCAUUUUGAAGACUUGUGUUAGUAAUUCAGCAACUUUCAGCAGUACUUCUCAGAUCUAGCUAUGAAAAUGGCAAUUACUAUGGUGUGCAACGCACAUUAGGCGACUGAAAUUGAAUCGGCUUCAACCAAGAAACUGAUCCAAUGCAAAAGCUUUGCCGUCUGUGUAAUAUCUUGAUGGCAAAUUAAUGACCACAGCGUUCGAUUUCCAUAAGAGUCUGUAGCGUGAUAACUGGAAUUAACAGUGCAAACUUUGAAAUUUCAGGAUCUUGUUUUGAUGUUUUAUUACAUAACCUAUUGGUCUUCAUUAUUUCCUUCCUAUACCAAAACUCAUUAAUAUAAUUAUCAUUCUUUGGUGUUGCGCUACAAUUUUCGAUUUAAAAGCUGUUGACUUGGCAAACUGGUUGCUGAAUGAAGUAUAAGCCAUUUUUAUGUAAUUAACUUAGAGUCAAAUAAUUAGAAAGUUUACGUGUGUUUAUUACUUUUAUUUACCUAAUAAACUUUGUCAAUAAUGCAAUAAAUGAGAGUUGUAACAGA
Messenger RNA from Styela clava, 2190 nucleotides. Its product is annotated as tumor susceptibility gene 101 protein-like. Gene Ontology annotation, biological process: protein transport; protein modification process; endosome to lysosome transport. Gene Ontology annotation, molecular function: ubiquitin binding. The record is from RefSeq and is a predicted model, not a curated record. Gene Ontology annotation, cellular component: ESCRT I complex. Lineage: Eukaryota; Metazoa; Chordata; Ascidiacea; Stolidobranchia; Styelidae.